This is a messenger RNA of Pongo pygmaeus (Bornean orangutan), 1038 nucleotides long. RefSeq names its product olfactory receptor 11G2. NCBI's taxonomy places the organism in Eukaryota, Metazoa, Chordata, Mammalia, Primates, Hominidae. Gene Ontology annotation, molecular function: G protein-coupled receptor activity; olfactory receptor activity. Bases 1 to 1038 code for a protein of 345 amino acids. The transcript has a single exon. The record is from RefSeq and is a predicted model, not a curated record. Gene Ontology annotation, biological process: G protein-coupled receptor signaling pathway. Gene Ontology annotation, cellular component: membrane.
AUGCAUUUUCUUUCCCAAAAUGAUUUAAAUAUAAAUCUGAUUCCCUGUCUAUGUUUGCACUGUCAUUCAGUAAUUGCUGCUGCUUUUACAAUUCACGGACACAUGAAAAUCUUCAACAGCCCUAGCAACUCCAGCACCUUCACUGGCUUCAUCCUCCUGGGCUUCCCUUGCCCCAGGGAGGGGCAGAUCCUCCUCUUUAUGCUCUUCACUGUUGUAUACCUCCUGACCCUCAUGGGCAAUGGUUCCAUCGUCUGUGCUGUGCACUGGGAUCAGAGACUCCACACCCCCAUGUACCUCCUGCUCGCCAACUUCUCCUUCCUGGAGAUCUGGUAUGUCACCUCCACAGUCCCCAACAUGCUGGCCAACUUCCUCUCUGACACCAAGAUCAUCUCCUUCUCUGGCUGCUUCCUCCAGUUCUACUUUUUCUUCUCCUUGGGUUCUACAGAAUGCUUUUUCCUGGCAGUUAUGGCAUUUGAUCGAUACCUCGCCAUCUGCCGGCCUCUACGCUAUCCAACCAUUAUGACCAGACGUCUCUGCACCAAUCUUGUGGUCAAUUGCUGGGUACUUGGUUUCAUCUGGUUCUUGAUUCCUAUCGUCAUCAUCUCCCAAAUGUCCUUCUGUGGAUCUAGGAUUAUUGACCACUUCCUAUGUGAUCCAGCUCCUCUUCUAACACUCACUUGCAAAAAAGGCCCUGUGAUAGAGCUUGUCUUCUCUAUCCUAAGUCCUCUGCCUGUCUUUAUGCUCUUUCUCUUCAUCGUGGGGUCCUAUGCUCUGGUCGUGAGAGCUGUGUUGAGGGUCCCUUCAGCAGCUGGGAGAAGAAAGGCUUUCUCCACCUGUGGGUCUCACCUGGCUGUGGUUUCACUGUUCUACGUCUCAGUACUGGUCAUGUAUGGGAGCCCACCAUCUAAGAACAAAACUGGAAAGCAGAAGAUUGUGACUCUGUUUUAUUCUGUUGUUACCCCACUGCUUAACCCUGUGAUAUAUAGUCUUAGGAACAAAGAUAUGAAAAAAGCUCUGAAGAAAUUUUGGGGAACAUAA